UACAUACAGAACAUAUUCAAGCAAAGAACCCCUCCCAAUUUCAUAACCACAAUCGAUCACAUCGACCUCUUCCGCCAAUUCCACAAGUAUCUGAUAACUGGUAUGCAGCCAUCACUUCCUUUCCGUGUAAAGAACACAAUAUGAGCACUGUUGUGCAAAGAACCCCAAGAUCAGGCAGGCAGUCAUUAUUCUUCCAAGAUUUGGCUUCACCUGUUUCAGCUCGGAGAGGAAAAUUUUCAAGUCCAGGUCAGGCAGCUGCAGCAUCUUCUCUAUGGCGUGAGAGCACUAGCGUUUCAGACCUCCCACCACCUCCUAUUUACACCUUAGAAGAUAGAUCAGAUAUUUCUCCUGAAUCAGGCAUACCAGAUUACCAAAUAUCUCCUGAAACUAAGUCUGAUCCUAGAAGUCCAAUCCAAACUGUGAAUAGGGAAUUUUCAACUCCAGCCAAAAGCAAAUCAGAGGCCAGUACAUCUUAUGCUUUAAAGGGUGUUCAGCAGAACCAGCAGAGCUCACCAGGCUUGAGUUGGUGGUCACCUACGUCUGCAAAGAGUGGUGGUGAACAAGAUGAGAAGGGAAGGAGUUCACCAGUUGAGGGUGUAGUCCAGUCGGGUGCUCUUGUCACUGUUCCUCCUCCAAGGGAAGUUGCAAGGACAGAUGUUCAGCGAAAUUCCUUGCCUGCAGGGAAUCAUAAUGAAGGGGAGUGGAUAACUGUUUAUGGGUUUUCUCCUGGGGACACUAAUUUAGUUUUAAGAGAGUUCGAAAAAUGUGGUAGAAUUUUGAGACAUGUUCCUGGUCCCAGGGAUUCUAACUGGAUGCACAUCUUAUAUCAGAACCAAUCUGAUGCUCAAAGGGCUCUAAACAAGAAUGGGAUGCAAAUUAAUGGAGCCCUGAUAGUGGGUGUGAAGCCUUUGGAUCCCUUGCAACGUCAAGCUUUAAAUGAAAGACUUGCCAAUCAGGAAUUUAUGCCCUUACCUCCACUGUCUGCUAGAGCAACCGAAGGGAACACAUUCAGAUCUCCUCCUUAUAUUCAGAAUGGCAGUACAAGCACUCGGCAAGCAGGUGCAAUUGCUUCCCCGGCAAAAUCCGUGGUUUCAAAAAUAAUGGAUUUGAUGUUUGGUGUCUAGAAUAGUUGUUCUUGUGAACCAGGCUAUAUCAAGUGUUUUAUUGUAACCAAGUAAAUAGGCUUUACAGCUCAUCGUGUGUCAUUCAAGUGUUUUGUCAUGUCUUGUGCAUCAGAGUUAAGUUGGGGAAUUUUUAUGACAAGGAUCUGAGCUAUGAGGAAUUCUGAUAUCUUACUAUUGCAUUAGUGGCUACCUAGAUCAACUUUGGGAACAUAACCUACAUACUUGUAAUAUUCCAGGUGAUGUGAUCUUGCUCAUAGUCAAUACAUGAAACGAAACAAUUGGAACUGUAUUUUCUUAUAAAUUGGCCAGAAGAUUUCUUGCUGGCGUUAUAUAGAACUCAGAAACUUUCCAUAUUUUCCAUGCAUGAACCGUUGACGGCGGAUCCAUUUUUAUUUUUAUUUUUUGUUUCAAGUACCAUCAUGUUGUAUGUAUCUUGCCAAC
Molecule: messenger RNA, 1565 nt
Organism: Neltuma alba
Lineage: Eukaryota; Viridiplantae; Streptophyta; Magnoliopsida; Fabales; Fabaceae
Product: nuclear pore complex protein NUP35-like
Exons: 4
Coding region: 141-1124 (327 amino acids)
Biological process (GO): NLS-bearing protein import into nucleus; nuclear pore organization
Cellular component (GO): nuclear pore central transport channel; nuclear pore nuclear basket; nuclear membrane
Molecular function (GO): phospholipid binding; structural constituent of nuclear pore; nucleic acid binding
Source: RefSeq, a predicted model, not a curated record